Hydractinia symbiolongicarpus is the source of this 8772-nucleotide messenger RNA. Its product is annotated as WD repeat-containing protein 81-like. The record is from RefSeq and is a predicted model, not a curated record. Gene Ontology annotation, molecular function: protein binding. NCBI's taxonomy places the organism in Eukaryota, Metazoa, Cnidaria, Hydrozoa, Anthoathecata, Hydractiniidae. The transcript has 19 exons. The coding region runs from base 1552 to 7152 and encodes 1866 amino acids.
AUUCUAGUGAGACAAAAAUAUAAACGACUACUGUAAUCUAUUAUAAAUGCUGCAUGGAUUUUUAAUGUUCUUCUAUUUCUGCCAUCACAGAUGUCAUGCUUUUGUUAACAUUAGCAUGUCAUAUUACUUUUAAAAAAGACAGGAAAUAUUUCAUAAUUUAUUGCAAUUAACUCAAUUCUUGGCUUAAUAAAGCUUUAGGAGAACUAAGAACUGAUUUUAGUAAAAUGCAAUCUUAAUAUAAUAUUUUUCGUUUCAUCCCUUAUAACUCUAUUUGGCAACCUAUUAGUUCAUAGCCUUGUUUCAUCUUUAUCACAAAGUCAGUCUUUUUUCAGAAAAGGCGUGCAAUCGCACGCGCACGCCUAAAUCGUUUCAGGCUUGUGAUUAAUUGCACACCUGAAAAAUAAAUAUUGAGUUUUCAAAAUCAACCUUUAAAAUCCAUUUUGUAGCGUGUGAUGGCAUCCCUUGAAAGAAUUUUUGGAGACUCGUCACACAAAACGUUUGAUAGAUUUCCGUCAUGGUCAGACACUUUUAGAUCUCAGAAAUUAUUGAAUAGUCCUGGACCUUUUAAAUCCACGAGCAAGCCUAUUCAUAGCCAACCUGACAAUCCUAGCUAAUUCACUGACUCCUGACUUAGGCAAAACAACUACAUAGACAAAUCUCUUUUGCCUGGCCUCUUCGUCUUUGGUAACCAGGUCUUACACAAGAAAUCCAGCCAUGCGGUUCUUAACUAAUGCGGAGGUGAAUGCCGACGGAGCACGGAUGAAGCAAGUCUGCAAAACUGCACUUACAGGCGGAAUAGACAUUUUAUCAUGGAUUUAAUUGUAGAUAAUUUCUUUAGGUCCGAAUUUAAUGGAUUUUUUCUUUAUGCCUGUAAAAACGAAACCCACGUGCGGUGUAAAUUUUUUUUGAAGUUUUAAGCCACGUGGAUAAAAAUUUUUUUAACUUGAAAACAAAGCAUAUUUUUGCCUUGCUUGUGAUGACCUGAAAAGUGAACAAUAAAUAUAAAAAUGACAGUACACUCAUGGAUACUAUUUCGGACAUGUAGAAAAGGAAAGAUUGAGAGAGUUGCUAUACCAGUAGACGCUCGAUCAUCGUGUUUGGGGUUCACGAUUUAAAACGUCCCCCACUUUUCUACCGCAAAAUGAAUGCGCAACAAAAAAUAACCUCGGAGCCCGUGUUGUAUGCGUAACAUUCUUUGCACGUGCGCUUUACAUCGCACGCGUUACUUGAUUUACACGUGCGAAUCAUCGCACACCUACUCAAAUAUUCCUGAAAAAGACUGCAAAGUAGACAUGUUUUUUACAUUCUAACGCAGAAAAUGUGUAUAUUUAUUGAUGUUUUAAUAGUAUUUUGAUCUGAUUUAGUAAAAUUAUGCCUGACUGUUUGUUUAGCAUUAAAAAUGAUGUGCCAGAGAUUUGAAUAUUUGGGUACAUUUUGGUGCGUAGAAAGUACAUUUGAUAACUGAUAGCUGCAACUAGGCUCUUUUGUUUUUAGUCUAAUACAUAGUGUAUUUAAAUACCUAGCUAUGGAAUUGUUACAAUUUGACUAAAAAUGGGUCAGGCUUGUUCAAGAGCUUGUGGCUACCAAUUGUUAUCAAAGGAGCUAAAGUUGCCUGUUGAGUCAGAGCAACUUGAUGACAAUGAAAAGAGGAAAGUGAAUGUGUUUAUGGGAGUGACCAGUAUUAAAUGGCUUCAAAAGAUCUCCACCACUGGAAAAGCUUCCAAUGAUGAGGAUCUUAUAGACUUGAUGCAAAAUAAAUCUUCCUUUGAUAAAGUGAUGCAACCAAGUUUUAAAUUUAAUGCAUCGUCAAAUUUAGUCAAGUGCCAGGUUAUUGUGUUGAAGAAGGACAUCUCUUUUGCACUACAAAACAAAUUUGCAGAAAGUUUUUCAGAUCCUUCAAUAUAUGAUAUCUUGUUGAACUUUUCAAACACACAAAAAACAAACCUUAAAAGUUUUCUUCAAGCAUAUGCUGACCAAACUGCAAACAACACUGAAAAGAAAGACAAAGAAUGUAGUUGGGAUGAACUUAAGAUUCUUAUGCAAGAGAUCUAUGGCAUUAGUGUGACAAAAUUGAAUUCUUUAUCUCACAUAUCCAGUUGUUCACAAAAUAAAAGAACUGCACAUAUGCUGCCUGUUCUUUCUGUGAUAGAGACAGAAGAAACAGUUUACAUUCUUGAACAAUUACCUCCGCACACAAUACAUGAUGCUCUCACUUACAGCCCUGCCAUUUUUGAAAAUAAUCACAUCAACCAGAUGUUCGUAAUAUAUCAAAUUCUGCAAAUAUUUCAAAAUGUGAGUCAGUACAACUUUAAAUUCGAUGAUGCAAACCUUUCUUUAAAUAAAAUUUACUUGCUACAAAAUUCCAUUUGGUUGGGUUUAUCACCUUUUAACUGUCUUCAAAUCAAAGAUAAACCAGAAGACUGCCAAAAAAAAAUUCCAGUUGUGAAAAUUUAUAAUGGAUUAAAUACUGUGUUAAAUGAUGCCUCAAUAAAACUUACUGAAGAAUUGAGUAUAUACACUGAAGCUUGGAUUGAAGGAAGCAUUAGCAACUUUGAUUAUCUUGUUGUCAUAAACAAACUUGCAGGGCGAAAAUUUGGCGAUUCGUUAAAUCACCCAGUGUUUCCUUGGGUCACUGAUUUUAAAAUCCCUUAUGAUGGUUACAGGGAUUUAACAAAAAGUAAGUUUCGACUUAAUAAAGGCGACCGGCAGUUAGAUGCAACGUUUUCUAGUGGUGCAGGUAUGUUUAAUAUGGGUGCACUGACAACUGCUCCAAUUCAGCAUCAUGUUUCAGAUGUUUUGUCAGAUAUAACAUAUUAUAUUUACCAUGCUCGUAACACAUCAAAGGAUAUUCUUUGUUCACAUGUCCGGUCUCGCUGGGUUCCUGAUGAAUACCCUUCAUCCAUGGAGCGCAUUUACGAGUGGACACCAGAUGAAUGCAUUCCCGAGUUCUUCUAUGAUGAGAAUAUUUUUAAAACAAUUCAUAACGAUUUGCCUGAUUUAAAUGUUCCUAUAUGGUUAUCCUCACCAAAAGAGUUUGUAGAGUACCAUUACAAAAUUCUUGAGAGCAACUGUGUUUCAGAAGCAUUGCAUCAUUGGAUUGAUAUUAUGUUUGGUUUUAAGUUGAGCAAUGUUGCUGCCAGGGAAGAAAAAAAUGUGCACUUCUCACUGGUGGACCAGCACACAGACCUUCGAAAUUAUGGAAUUGUUCAACUGUUCUCAGCGCCGCAUCCGAAAAAGAAGUAUUUGGCUGAAGAGCAAGAGCAUUACCCAACAAGUAAAAACGAGUUAAAAGUGCAAUCUCGUGAUGUCUCUGCCUCAUGGGAAUAUGUUGAUCUCACUGCAUCAAUGAAAAGAAGUAAGUCUGAGGAGUUUGCACCCGACCAGGAAGAUUUUCUAAAGCGGAGAAAAGCAAAAAGUUUUUACGAAACUGUAGUUUCUGCAACUUCCACAAACUCUGAAGAUGAUUAUAUGCCUCCAACAGCAUACGAUAUUGAUGUUAAAGCUUGUGGUGUCAAUUUUUUAAAUGUUCUACAAGACACCGAGGAAGUCUUAUUCCAUAAACUUAAUAUUCAUCCUCCAGACAUGAAUGGAAUUGGCAUCCAUCAAUUUGGGUCUUUCUUUGAGAAAACAAGGGAUAAGUUUCACUUCAUUAACGACGGUACAAAACUAUUGUUAUGUCUUCUUAUUGAAAUCACACUACAGAAAGAAACACGUGUUCAAACAUAUUUGCCAUUACUGGAUGAACGCUUCAGAAAGAAUGUAAAGUUAUUCCAUACAUUCCAGCAUGCUGUGCCAAGUUCGAUACGAUAUGCAAUUGAAGAUUUUCUUGAUCCACCAAAUGCAGUGGAAUUAAAUUCUCCAUCUUCACUGCCUUCAUCUUUCAGAACUGCAUUAAACUUUCCACCAUAUUUUGCAAAAGUGCAUGAUUUUCUGAGUCUGUUGUAUGCUGCAAUUGGAGACUAUCAAAAUACAACACUGUCUACAGAUGACAAAAUGAUAUUAUCAACUGAAAUUGAAAAAUGUGUCCCUCACCUUCAAGUUCUUCUGGAUGAUUUAACGAUAGAUGGCUUACAUCUUUUGUUAGUGUUUCUAACACCACUGUUUGAAAUGAAAAGAUUGCAAAUCACAAUGUUCUUACACUUGUUUUCUCCAAUCUGCAUGGCAUUAGGACCUGCUCGGUCUCGAUCAGUAUUUCUUAGAGACCUGCAAAAGAUUUACGAUUCAAUAAGUACAUCUGAUGAGGUUGCAUUAUUAACUCAGACAUUUUUAUCAAAAGUGCUAUCCUCGUUUGGUCAGGAUGUGUUUCUCCAUUAUUUGAUGGAGUUAAUAUUAGAUGUAUUUCUAAUUGAUGUUCCCCAUAUAACAGGGCCGCAAAGAUUUCACAAGUCUUCCUGUGUAUCAGCACCUUUAAGUAGUGAACUUACAUAUAAAAGCGAUUCAAUGAUGUCAUACCAAAUGUCACCUUGUGUUGUGACUGAAGUAGAUUCCAUUUCCAGUUUAAACCUCGAUAACAUAUUUGCAGAUCAAUCAGAGAAUAUGGUGGUUCUUAGCAAAGAUUAUACACACAGUUUUACUGAUGAUGGGGGCAGUCCUCCCUUUAAUCCUGUUUUAGAGAACUCCUUAUGUAAUGUAAACAUUGAGCCAACAGCGGUGGAUAAGUUGCCUCUGCUAAGCUCUCAGGAAGUCCACUCUCUCUCUGGAAUGGAAAGUUUAAUUGAAAUUGACACUAUGCGUGAAUCAUUGGGUGAAUAUUCGUCGUCUUUUCCAAAGUGCUUUGAAUACUCAUCUUCUGUUCCUAAUAAAAACGUCAUGGCUGACUCUCCAAGAGAGGAGAAUGCAUUGAGUAAUCGUACCUCAGUUUCAUCUGUUCCUUUUACUAUGCUGUUAUCUAAUGAAACGUCUGUGCAAGAUGGCCUAGAAGAAGCUAAAGAAGUAUUAGAAGAGGUACCACAAGAAGAAGAAUUAGGUAUCAAAGAGGAUGAGCAUGUCAACACUUUUCAUCAUGUUGAUAUAUACCAAACUAUUGUAGAAUCUGUAAGAUGGCUCAUGCCUUGGAUUGGUCCUAUACUUACCACUGAGUACAUUGCUUGGCCAUUAUUAAAAAGGAUGUCUAAAAUAUUGAUCAACACGAAUGGCAGUGGUGAUGCAGUCGAACCUAUUGAUCUCUUGCUGAAGAAAAUAGCACCAGUUAUUGAUUGUCUGAUGGAAGUUGCACUGCUUUAUGGAGAUUCAAUUGUUUUGUUUUUGUACCUCCCUCAUAUUGCUCAACUGAUUGAAUCAGGCAUCACAUCUCCAUCAGUGUCCAUCUCAUUGGGUAGCAGUCUUGUGUGUAAUGUGCAGUUAAUGACAGAAGCAUGCAAAAUGUUGGAACCUGAGAGUAUAUUGACCCAUAUUGAGGAGUUCUCAGUUGAUUUUUUUCAACCAUUAAUUCGAUUGCUAUCAACCGUGAAACCAUUUAGUACUGGAAGUGCUGUGAAGGAAUUUCUCUCGCGAAAGCUGAUUGACAUCCUCGGACUUCUCUGCCAGCGACUGAAACGAGAAGUGGCACAAGACAUUAUGGCACCCUUGCUCCAACAAUUUUUCUCAUGUUUUGAUGGUAUUUAUGCAUUGCGUACCGACGAAAAUGGAGAAUCGCAUGUGACAAGAAAAUAUUCUCUCCUUUGUCAAUCAUUUGACAAAAAUAAUUUAGGAACAAGAAAAAGGGCAGCUUCGAAUAUUGACAACUUAAAAAAGUUUUCUAGUUUUGAUGAAACUGACGAUGGUUCAUUUUCAUUACGAUCCGACCGUAUACCAGGCAAUGUUUGUAUUGAUGAUGUUUUACAGGGAGACAAAUUGGAUGAGUCAAACACUGUGCAUGAUGAGCAAUUUGCUGACAUUUAUGACACCUUUUCACCUUCUCUAGCAUACCAUGCCUACGUUUUGUUUUGUCGGGUGAUGGGUCCUCUCUACAUUGAGAAAACUUUGUACAACAGUGAUUUGGUCUGGAAUUUAUUCACAAAACAUGACAAAUGUUUGACAGUUGCUGAUACUGGAGAUCAAGACAAUUUGUCAAAAAAAACGACAGAAACAGAUGGUUCAAACAUUAAAAAGGAUUUGAGUGACUGGCAGCAACCUCUAGAGAUGUCACACGAAGAGGAAAGUAAAUACGCAGAAAGGUCGGCUUGGCAGCAUAUUGAUGGAAAAUGGUUUCAACACUGGAGUGAGAGCAAAAAUACUGGUCUACCUCACCAUCUAGAGUUUAAAGAUAUGAAGUUACAAACUUAUGCAGGUCACUCGUCUGUAAUUCGAGAUUUUUACGUUCCUGAUAACGAACACUAUUUCCUGUCUGCAAGUCGAGACAAAACUGUCAAAUUGUGGUUGCUAAAGAAUCAUGGCAAUGGAACAGCUCAUCUUGGAUACAGUCGAACAUAUGAUAGACAUACCCGUGCUGUUUUUUCUGUGCAAGGUAUCGAAUCAAAAAGAAUGGUUGCUUCAUGUGAUGGAGCUGUACAUAUCUGGGACCCAGUCACAGGGACUACAGUCUGUGAAUUUGAUGUUGGACGUAACAAUAAUAUCACCAGUAUGAGAACCUUACCUGCUCCUUCUACAUGCGUUGCUGUUGCUACAACAGAAGGAAACAUGAGACUGUAUGAUGUACGGCAAAAUAAGUUAGCCCAAGAAUGGAAACUAUCCCCUCAACCUAGUAUAGGUAUAAUUCGAUCAAUAUGCACAAAUGCAGAAGGUACAUGGAUUGCUGCCGGAUUUUCAAGCGGUAUUGUGUCUGUGUUAGACUUACAAGUUGGUAUUUUAAGAGGACAAGCAAGAGUUCAUGAUGGUGAGAUAGUCCAGAUGGAACCUGUACCAGGCUAUGGCUUCAUCUCAGCAUCAGUGGACUCUAAUAUUCGUAUGUGGCAUGAAGAUGGAAAUGUUUCGCACAUUUUAAAAAGUUCAAACGACAGUAUCCAUACAGUGGUGUACACAAAACAACAACUUUUAUGGUCGACCACAACUAACAAGUUGAAUAUCCACAGUAAAGAAAGAUUUUCUUUGUUUCAAACCUAUCGUAUCGGUCAAGAUUCAUUCAAAGGAGCAGUUUCAAAGAUGGCCUUCCUUCCAAUUAAUCGACUGUAUUUGUUUGGCGCUGAUAAUGGAAAUGUGAUGCUAUAUGCUUGAUGUAGAAACCAGUUGAGUGUGAUUUUAGUGAGCUUUAGCUGAUACAAAGUUAAGGUUGGUUUCCACUAACAUAAAAAUUUUUGAGCAACUAUUUUACAGCUUUCGCACAACAUUACGACUUUAUUGGAAACGCAUGUCGUACAACAAAGCGACAAGAGAUACUGUGUUACCAAUAUUGUAGAGAUUAUCUAUUUUCUAUCUUUCUAACAGUUUUUAACAACUGCAGCACAACAAUUUCAAUGGAAACCGAUCUUCAAUCUGUGAUUCAUUGGUGCUAUAUUAUAACUUGUAGAAUUUCUACAGUUUUAUUCGUAAAAAUGAUGUGUAUCAAAACACACGUUAUUCUGAAACAUCAUAAACGAGACCUUGAUCGUGCGAAGUGUUUCUUAAGUACUGGCUCUUUUAACGGAAACAAUAAUACGCAUUUUAUUUAGAUUUGUACAAGUAAGUAACUUUUUUUUUUUUUAUUCGGGGCGAUUUUAUGUCCAUACUUUUGUAUUCCUGGAUUAAAACGAGUUUUCGUCAUCUUUUUCUGUGCAACCAAAAUAUUCUGACCCGUGAAGGUUGUAUUGGAGCAAAAGAACAGAUUAGGUUUUCAAUAACUAAAGAAAAAAAAAAAUGAUUAAUUACUAACAAAAGAAUAAUUAGUAACAAAAUAAUUAGUAACAAAAUAUAAUUAUAGUUGUGUUCUUGGGUGGAGAUUGAUUGAAGACUUUUGCGCGGAUAAUUUCUUAGAGUCGACAUCCAGUUUAAAGCAUAUUUUACUUACAGCACCACUUUGUAUUGCAUCUGUUACAUGCAACAUUUGAUACUUAAAUGUCUCUUACACUCAGCUUGUCCCUUCACCAAACUUAACGUCUCGUUGGAUCACGUACACCAAAAUAGUUGUGUUAGCAGAGUUGUCAUGUAUAUUAUAUAUGUCUGAUGAAUACUAUUCCUAGCUUUCGUGCUGAAUACAAUAAAACGAUCUGGAAACUAAAUGAUAUUCGUGUUAUUAUUUUUUUGUUUAUUUUUCUAUUUUCUCACGUGAAAAUCGUAGUAGUUGUCAAAUAUAUAGAUUAAUUUUCAUUUGACUUCAUUUAUUUUUAAACUGGAGAAAGUUCUGUAAGUAUUUCUACGAUUUCUUUUUUCGUUUUUAAUCUUCUUUCCAGUUCUUUUGUUUUGUUUUACAUCGGUCGAAACGACUAAAUCUUAAUAAAAUAUAAACUUUAGAAGCACUGAAAACGAUUUUAAUUUUUCUUCCGCUAUGGUAAAGAGGUUUCAACCGAGAAUUUAACGGCCUCCACACGAUAAAAAGAAGCCGAGUGGAUCGAUUGCAAAAAAUAAAAAAAGUUGACGUUUUUUUUAAUUGCAGAUGAGAAAAUGUUUUGCUCCUUCCUUAAAGUUGUUAAAAUUCAUCUAUCCUUGCUUCAUAAAAGUAUUUUUUAAAUUCAGCUUGAAAACGAGGGUUUUAAAAAAUGUGCAAUAAAGUAGUUUUUAUUUAGAAGCGCACCAUUUGAUGAAUAUUAUUUUAUAUAUAUUCUUUUUGAAAAACCUAUUUUUAUACACAUGUACAUAGAUAGCUUAGAUUAAAGAACUGAUUUGUACGUAGAAAUAAAGAAAUACGAAAUAAAUUUAUAA